Dissoconium aciculare CBS 342.82 is the source of this 714-nucleotide messenger RNA. RefSeq lists its product as uncharacterized. The transcript is spliced from 3 exons. The coding region runs from base 1 to 714 and encodes 237 amino acids. The record is from RefSeq and is a predicted model, not a curated record. NCBI's taxonomy places the organism in Eukaryota, Fungi, Ascomycota, Dothideomycetes, Mycosphaerellales, Dissoconiaceae.
AUGGCCAUCACGACUCCUACUGUCCUACCUGUUACUGCAUCCUACGGAAUUACUGUGCUCUUGCAGAUGGAGCAUGUGUCACUCCUCGAAAUAAUUUCGCAUUUCGAAACGAAUCAGGAGCCCAUGAUUAGGAAGGCGCGGCCCUGGAUCUUCGGCCAUGUGAGAGAGCAUAUGUUGCUGGUGGUGUCGGCGAUGCGAAUUCGUGAUCGGUGCCAGCGCGAUCGUUCAUAUGAAGGCGCACACGACGUCUUGCCAUGGAACGCGACGAGAACGCACAUUUCUUCGACAGAUGUGAUCUAUCUUCCCUUUUGCACGCAGCAUGUGAGGACAUUGGGUUGGGAACACCUCGGGAAGCACGGUCGAUACGGGAGGAUGGGCGGCGGGCGUGCGGAGAGGUUCAUGGAGGUCGACGGCGAUAUGGACCAGUGGAGGAGGGUGGAUGAAGUGUGCUCGGGUGAGAUGAGUAGCGAGCUGGUGUACGAAGCAUGGGUUGGGCGACGAUGGCCGUGCGGGCGCAACGGUAGGAUUCGUGCAUCGUAUUUGACGUCGGUUGAGGCUGGUGCGGCAGCCAAAGCGGGUAUGACAAUUUGCGAUGCGCCCACUCCAGGUGGGAACAGAAGAAGACAGUGCUGGGAAAGAGGAAAGACAGCAGAGGAGGGAGAGAAAGAGGCCGCCGUCAAGGCGUUCAAAUCCACCCGCGACAACAGUGAGUGA